AUGCGACACCCAGUCCUGUCCUUCAAAGCAGUAGCCAUCCUCCCCCUCCUCAUCCCCUCACUCACGUCAGCACACAGCUGGCUAGACUGCACAAACAUGCUCGACUCUGGCACCUGCGCCGGCUUCCCUCUCGGCUACCCCUCCCGAGCCGACAUCGACAUCAACACUAAAUACACCUACCUCGUCCAAGACCGUCGCCCCGACGCCUCCGUCUGUCAACCAGGGCGACAAAACAUCCCUGGAAACAACCCUUACCCUAUCGCCAACGUCGUCCCCGGUCAACAAAUGCACCUCACCUGGCAACCCGAUGGGCAUCUUGACGAUAAUCGCCCUUCGACGAUUGAAGUCCAUUGGACAGGUGUCCCCGGGAAACAACUUGUUACACGUGCAGAGUUGGGGCCAGCAACAUUGUUGGGGACCAUGAUCUUUGGGACCAGUGGCAAUUGUGAUCAGCCCUCAGAACCCAACACUUGGUGCCAUGGGCAUAUCACGGUCCCUCCUGGGACUCAGCCAGGAACGUAUCAGAUCGUUUGGUGGUGGAAAUAUGAUAGGAACCCUGCUGGGGAGGAGUACUCGACUUGCUUUGAGAUGACCGUCAAUGGCGACGGAUCCUUCAUUCAAUCGAGGGGGGUUGACGCCAAGGAGCCUACGCAGGUUGUCGACACUACAUCUGCUACAGCUCAAGUCGACACUGAGCCUCAGCAAGCCGCCGUUGUCGUCAACAACGUACCUGAACAGGUGCCUACUGCGAUCCCAGAGACCUUUACUCCAGCACCAGCACCACAAGCUGCUCCAGAUGUAGACGCUCAAGUCCAAGUCCAACCACGACAACACCCAACAAUCUCUCAAGAACAGCAAGUCACCGUCCACACCGAACCCCUCCAACUCGCCUACAUGACCAUGGACACCCCACCCUCCACCGCCAAUGCGGCUGCACCCGAAUCCGCAAUCACAUCUACGUCCCAGGGUGGCGCACACCCCCCACGAGUUGACACACUCGCCGAUCUAUCCACAAAAGCCGAUCAGCCCCUCAACGUCGUCCCCAACGUCUCCAUCAUCCGCGAGAGCAAGAAGAACCACAAACAAGGUGAUGACUUCAGUAGUGACGACGUUGGGUCCCUCGCCGGCGAUGCUGUCAACGACCAUGAGGGUAACGAUACCUCCCCUUUGCCGCCUGUGAAACCCUCGGAGUUGAUCAACACUACUCUUUCUGAGAACAAGUCUGCCAAUUCAACAGCUCCUGCAGGCAGCAACUCAAAGACCAACAACACCGCGGCUGCUAUCGUUCCUGGAUCCCACCCUUCUUCGACCGACGCCUCGUCGAACAAGGACAGGGAAAGCUCUAUCAACCGCAACCUGGUCAGCCAAAUUCCUAACGUCGUCGACAAUGCCGCUCCUGCUGUGUCCCUCUCCACCACCGCAUUCCUUGUGUCAACUGUCCUUGCGACAUUCACUUGGAUGCUGGUCUAA
Linnemannia hyalina is the source of this 1470-nucleotide messenger RNA. The record is from the annotation of a GenBank genome assembly. Lineage: Eukaryota; Fungi; Mortierellomycota; Mortierellomycetes; Mortierellales; Mortierellaceae.